GACAUACCCACCUGGUGGUGCAUGAAACUGUAUAAAAAGGUUGGCACUCAAGGGCCUCCUUCAUCACCUCUCUUGACUCUUUGCAUCCUCCAAGAACAACCAGAAACAAUUGCCACCCUGCAAAGAUGUCGGACCAGUGUUAUGCCAGGUGUCCUGACUCCUGUGUGACGAUACAGCCACCACCUUUCGUCUUGACAAUCCCAGGACCAGCACUUUAUUGCCCUGACCAAGCAUUUGGCAUUGAACAAUACAACCCAUGUGCAGGCUAUGGUGUUGCAUAUGGAGGCAUCGGAGGCAGUGGGGGAGGAUUUGGUGGUGGAAGAGGUAUUGGUAGAGGUGGUGGCUUGGGCAUUGGUAGCGGUUUGGGGAGUGGUGGAGGAGGUUUUGGCGGUAUUGGUGGUAGUGGUGGUUUGGGAGGUGGGGGUUUGGGAGGCCGUGGCCAUGGUGGUUUAGGUGGGAGUAGUAUUAGUGGUGGACUGGGGGGUGGAAUUUGGGGGGGGCAUGGAGGUAGCAGUUUAGGUGGGGGUACCUUGGGUGGUGGUAUUGGUGGAGGUGGGUUGGGUGGUGGCAGCAGUGGUGGACCUGGAGGUAAUUUAGGUGGUGGUAUUGGCAGUGGUGGAUUAGGAGGCAGUGGAGGUGACUAUGGCAGUGGCGGCAGUGGAGGUGGUGGUUCUGGAGGCAGUAUGAGUGGUGGCAUUGGAGGAUCUGGAGUCAGCAUGGGUGGUGGCAGUGGUGGCUCAGGAGUCAGCUUGGGUCAUGGUGGAGGAGUCAGAAUAAGCCGUCGUGGCUCAGGUGGCAGCUUGAGUGGUGAUAGAGGAGUCAGAAUAAGCCGUCGUGGCUCAGGUGGCAGCUUGAGUGGUGAUAGAGGAGUCAGAAUAACCCAUCGCAGCUCAGGAGGCAGCUUGGGUGGUGGUGGAGGACGCCGAAUCAGCAGUGGCCGGCAUUACAGUGGCAGUGGGGGACACCACUACAGUGGUAGUGGUGGUUACAGUGGCAGUGGUGGUUACAGUGGCAGUGGUGGUUACAGUGGCAGUGGAGGAUAUGGUAGUGGUGGAUACGGUAGUGGUGGAUACGGUAGUGGUGGAUACGGUAGUGGUGGAUAUGGUAACUGUGGAUAUGGUAGCGGUGGAUAUGGUAGUGGUGGAUACACCAGCGGUGGAUAUGGUAGUGGCGGAUACAGUAGUGGUGGAUAUGGUAGCAGUGGAUAUGGAUACAGCAGUGGCAGCAGGUACAGUGGCAGAAGAAUCACAUACUCUGGCAGUCGCAGCUAUGGUGGCAGCACCAGAUGUGGUGGAGACAGUUCCUAUGGUGGAACCUUGGCAUUGAUGCCCAGCACCUCAUACUACACCUCCUACUGAACCCAGAGGAAACCAACUGAAUGCCACUGGACAACUGGAGAAACAACAGAUGAACCCAAAGUUUGAGCUUACAACAAUGGACUUUAGAAAAUCAUUCAAUCUUCUGUAACCAGCUGAUUCUAGCUCCAUGAAUUGAAUGACCAGUGUGUCUACACUUCAGUUCCACACGCGCUUUUCUUUUCCAUGUCAGCACACCAGAAAAAAGCAAAAUUGCAAUGAUAUCCUUCCCAAGCUAUAUUGCUAGCUACUAACUUCACAAGAAUGACUUGUGGUAGUGGGGAGCAUAUAACCCCACCCCUUUUCUGUUCCAGGAUAAUGGAUGGAUCAUCAUCGUGCACUUAAAUGAUGGACUUAAAUGCCAUGUUUGAAGAGAAUCUGGGAAGAUUCAAACUGUGUCCACUGAAGUAUUUUGAAACUAUUUCUGCAGCUGUUGAAACAACAGUGCAGACUGAUAAUCAGCUGAGUUCUUAUCAUCAUCUGCCUUUCUGGGGGAAAAAUACUGCUAUUCCCUCAUUCCCUUUGCUCUUCUCAUUAAAGCUACCUUUGCAUCGCAAA
Messenger RNA from Rhineura floridana, 1913 nucleotides. RefSeq lists its product as uncharacterized. Gene Ontology annotation, molecular function: structural constituent of cytoskeleton. The coding region runs from base 126 to 1358 and encodes 410 amino acids. NCBI's taxonomy places the organism in Eukaryota, Metazoa, Chordata, Lepidosauria, Squamata, Rhineuridae. The record is from RefSeq and is a predicted model, not a curated record. Gene Ontology annotation, cellular component: intermediate filament. The transcript is spliced from 2 exons.